Molecule: messenger RNA, 1748 nt
Organism: Melanotaenia boesemani (Boeseman's rainbowfish)
Lineage: Eukaryota; Metazoa; Chordata; Actinopteri; Atheriniformes; Melanotaeniidae
Product: growth hormone secretagogue receptor type 1-like
Exons: 6
Coding region: 303-1748 (481 amino acids)
Biological process (GO): hormone-mediated signaling pathway; G protein-coupled receptor signaling pathway
Cellular component (GO): plasma membrane
Molecular function (GO): growth hormone secretagogue receptor activity
Source: RefSeq, a predicted model, not a curated record
GAAGAGGAGAGAGUGAAGUGGAAAAAAUCAGUAUCACGGCUGAAGAACAAGUGUGUGCAUCCACAGGAGUGAUACAUCCUACAAGGCUCUUCUCAAUCAGCGAGUAUACUAUAUUCAAGUUAAAAUAACAUGUUUAUCACUUUUCUACCUUGACCAUCCUCUUCACUGUUGGUGGGUAUCGAGCGUCACAGGAAAUCCAUCAGCAUGCGUCACCUCUACAGCCUGUGAUCUGGAGGACACACCGCUCUCCUCGUCGUUUUCUCUGCUGUCAUUUGUACUGUCCAUUCCCACCUGGUGGUAUCAUGGAUCUGAUGGACGUGGAAGACCUGAGCAGGGGUUGUGAGGGGAAAAACUGUGGCUUAACACCUGGCUUUCUGGAGGACUGCUCCAACCAAGACUGUUACUGGGAAGAACCGAUGUUUGGACUGAUUGAACUAGUUUGCGUGACUGUGGUCUACAUUCCACUGAUGAUAUUUGGCCUUCUGGGAAACAUAUUAACAAUUCUAGUGGUUUGGCUCCGUCCACACAUGAGAAGCUCUACCUACUUGUACCUGAGCAGCAUGGCCAUCAGUGAUCUACUGAUACUUCUACUCCUGCCUCUGGAUCUCUAUAAGCUCUGGAGACCAAGACCUUGGCCCUUAGGAGACCUUGCCUGUAAACUAACCAUGUUCCUCUCAGAGUGCUGCACCUUCUGUACCAUCCUUCAUAUCACCUUCCUCUCCCUGGAGAGAUACCUAGCUGUCUGCUGGCCAAUCACAGCCAAGACAGUGGUGACACGGCGUAGAACCAGAGCUAUAAUUGGCUGCCUGUGGCUGGGUGCGGCCGUCAGUGCUGCACCGGUGUUGGUCAUGGUUGGCGUGGAGGACGUUGGGGGAGAGGAGCCUGGCCUUAGCCAGUGGAGGGAGGAUGCAGGAUGGACAAGCAGGGAGGGAGAACAGGGAGGAUUGAUGAUAGGUGGGGGUGAAAGAGGAGGCGAACACAUGGCCUUGUUGGAUCCAGGAUUAGAGGGGAAAAUCUUAGGAGAGAAAAAGACAAAAACAUGGAAUGAAGAAUUUGGAGAAUUUAAAUGGUUUGACAACGAAGGGGAGAGUAAACCAAAGGAAGGAGAUAAAAGUGAAAAUGAAGAUAAAAAAGUAGCAGAUGAAGAAGGCGGUGAGGAAGAGGGAAAUAUGGAGUUUGAAGGAGAGCAGCAAAAUAAAAAGAAAGAAGAUGAAGGGGGAGGAAGACAAGGGAAUGUUUAUGGAAACCAUGAAGGAGAGAUUGACAGAAGAGAGUGCCGCUGCACUCACUACGCCAUCUCCUCUGGCCUGUUGUCAGCCAUGAUGAUUCUCUCCAACUUGUACUUCUUGAUACCGCUCUGCAUCCUGGGACUGGUUUACAGCCUGAUUGGACGGACACUGUGGCUCCGUCCAAAAAGUAACCGCAGAGACCAGAGUCAUCGAAACACUGUCAAAAUGUUGGGUGUGAUUGUCUUGGCGUUUGUCUUGUGCUGGCUCCCCUUUCAUGUUGGUCGGACCAUAUAUUUAUACCCCGACACACAAAUGUACUUUUUAUACUACUUGUCUCAGUAUUUUAAUCUUGUGUCGUCUGUCCUCUUCUACCUCAGUGCCGCUGUAAAUCCCUUACUGUACAACCUGAUGUCUGCCAGAUAUAGACUUGCUGUGCACAGCCUCAUACACAAGCACUCCCACACUCAGGCUCACCGCCUGCGCAUACUCACAGCACGGCACUCCACCACCACAUUGUAA